Molecule: messenger RNA, 2370 nt
Organism: Gamsiella multidivaricata
Lineage: Eukaryota; Fungi; Mortierellomycota; Mortierellomycetes; Mortierellales; Mortierellaceae
Exons: 3
Coding region: 1-2370 (789 amino acids)
Molecular function (GO): protein binding
Source: RefSeq, a predicted model, not a curated record
AUGGUCUCCAAGCGAGAGACACGAUAUACGGAGGGGCAAGAUCGUCAGCAGGACCGUCAGCAGGAUCGUCAGCAGGACCGUCAGCAGGAUCGUCAGCAGGACCGUCAGCAGGAUCGUCAGCAGAAUCGUCAGCAGGACCGUCAGCAGGAUCGUCAGCAGAAUCGUCAGCAGGACCGUCAGCAGGAUUGCCAACAGGAGCAUCGGCAGGAGCAUCGACGGACGGCACAGCAGGAUGGUGGUGGCGAAGGUGGUCGUUAUGUGAUCGCAAGUGAUCCCCCAGGCGUGCAGGCGUGCCACAGGCUGCAUUGUCCAAGCCUCGGCUUGGACUGUCAGCCGGCCGAUAGUUACCUAAAGCCUCUUUCGACCAUGGCCACGCCAACUCAGUCAACGUCGAUCAACUCGACACCAGCAUCAUCAUCACCAAGAGGCCACGGAGUACGCGACAGGAUAUUCGCCAUCCCCGAACUAGUAGAGCGCGUCGCGCAUUUCCUCGACUCUAGGACAAUCGUCGCAUGCGCUCGUGUCAGCAAGACAUGGUAUUCCAUCUGGUUGCCCAUCCUCUGGCAUACCAUCGACGCAGGUCGGCAGUGGCACGACCCCGCCUUCCUCAACGCCCUCAACCGACACGCCGACCUCAUUCGCAUCCUUGAAUGUUCCCGCUACGACGAUAUCAGUCUCCUGUUCGCUUCCUCUGCAGCAACGACCACCUCAGGCAUUGAGAAUACACCAACUUGUCCUAAGAAUCUCAUUACUCUGGUGCUCCCCAAGACCACACUCGCCAACCAAGCGGACCAUGUGCGUCUACUUCGACUCAACCCACAACUACGUGACCUGUCCCUUGCACUUCAUGAUGACCCGCCAUCUCACUAUCCAGAAUUGAUCGAGGCGGUCUGCGAUUUACAAUUCCUCCGCCGACUCGCCCUCGAUGAGAUCAAGUCACAAACACUAGAGACCAUACUCGGCCGACGGAAUCGAUCUCUUCAGGAAUUGUCUUUCAAGGGCACUCAAUUUUUGAGGCACCCCUUUGGGUCAGGAGAAGACUUUGCAGCACCAGCAAUUGAUCAAGGCGGGGCCAAGGUGAAGGAACCAAAGGAAUCGUUCGGUAUCCAGUCCCUCCACCUGCAUGGUGUCGCCUGUCAACAAGAACUACUCCUCAAUCUCGGCAGCCGAUUCCCCUUGCUCAGUCGCCUCUCCCUUCGAGGGGCGGCAGAACUGUACUUUGACGAUGACUUUGCCGAAAAAUUCGCGCGACUGUGUCCACAGAUCAGGAGCAUCGAUAUGUCCUUGAUCGAGGACACGGACGAUGAGUCCAUCGCACGAUUGAUCCGAGCGUUCCCAGGACUGCGUACCUUCCGCGCAGCAGAGACACGGUUCGGAAACAUGAGUCUGUGUGCAAUGGUCGAGGGAUGUCGCGAUCUGACGGUCUUGGACAUCAGUUCAACAUACGGUGCGCAGAGCAGCGGUAUUCAAAAACUGCUUGAACGAUCCCGGGGGUUGACACAGCUGGAUGCAUGGAAACUUUCGCUCAAUGUCCCUGAGAUGAUGUCUGAGGCUUAUGGAACGAGAGUCUCGGAUACAGAAACAGGAGUUGAUACAACAUAUGAGGUGUCUUUUCAACAUGCAGGAACGGGAUCUGUCUCUGGAACCAAAACACAAUCAACGACUCAUACAGCAUCUGCGGGACGAUUGUUAGGCGAGAAGUAUAAGGGGGUAUGGGCCUGCCGAGGACUAGAGUCAUUGGUAGUCGGCAUCGACUAUUCCGCAGAUGAAUUGACAGAGCAAGAACGCCUGCUCUACCCACCAUCCAAGGCUCGUCAAUUUAUUUACGAUCAAAUCUCCCAGUUGGCCAACCUCCGCUACUUGGCUAUCGGCGGCGGAAUUUUAGGAAUCGACGAUGACGGAAGCGAUGAAGAGGAUGAAGGCGAUGAAGAAGAUGAAAUCACAGGAAAUGGACAAGGCAGCGGGGGAAAUAUUGAAACUGACAGCGACGGCUCUAACAGCGACUCUGAUGCGGCCGAACCAUUCGAGGACGAUCACGACGACGAGGACUGGGCCCCAUCUUCUAAGGCAUCCGUGAAGAAGUUACAGACUAUCAUGGCUAAUCUGGAGGUGAAUGAUCAAGAUAACAAUAAGAUCUGGAUCGAUUUCUCGUUACGAUCGGGAUUGGCGACACUGGCACCACUCAAGGAACUUCGAGUCCUUUCGGUCAGUCAAGGUGUCCAUGCCAUCGGCGUUCGUGAGAUUGAGUGGAUGUGCAAGAACUGGCCCAAUCUGAAGUCAAUUGAGGGGUUGUAUGAGAAUGAGGCCGAGGAGGCUGUUGCUUGGUUGAAGAAGCAUCGACCUGACAUUGAACUGGAGAACGAUGACUAG